Messenger RNA from Rhineura floridana, 1569 nucleotides. Its product is annotated as regulator of G-protein signaling 8-like. NCBI's taxonomy places the organism in Eukaryota, Metazoa, Chordata, Lepidosauria, Squamata, Rhineuridae. The coding region runs from base 256 to 1251 and encodes 331 amino acids. The transcript has 7 exons. The record is from RefSeq and is a predicted model, not a curated record.
CCCACAGAAGAGACACAGGCUCACACCCCUCAGGGCACUCUGCCACUCCCUUCAAGGAGGGAGACAGGGAGGGCGGGAGAGAGGGACCAGCUCGGGCUCUACUGUUCAGAGCAGCAAAGGAACUGACUGACGGAGACUUGGCUGCUCCUGCGGGCGUGAAGAGGAGGAAAAGCCAGAAAGGCACCAGCAGCAACCAACAAAUAACCAAGGUGGAGGAACAGGGAGAGUGAGCGAGAGAGAGAGCGCGACAGAAAGAUGCUAAGCCCCCUCCAGAAAUGUGGCUCCGAAGGCUGCCUCCUAGACUGUGAUUUUCUCCCCUGGCACAGAAGCACCCUCCGCAGGCAGCACCAGAGCUGCGAGGAGCCAGAGGCGGGGGGCAACCAUGAGGGGCAGAGGCAGGAGAAGCCACGCCCCCCAAGCAUCCGCCUAGAGGCUGCAGAGGUGGCCAGCUGCCUCCAGCUUCCCCUUCAAGACCCCGGAGGGGUGUGGCGAUCCCGUAGCGAGGGGCGUCUGGACCAAAAGGGGGCACCAUGUCAAGAGGAAACUGAGGUGGGGAACAAAACAGGAAGUGGGUGGAGUUUGCCAUCCCCCAAGUCUUUGAGGAAAGAGCGACGUCUGAGAGGGAGAGUUGCGGCAGCAAAACAGCACUUGAGGAAUCUCUUUGGAGGCUCAAACAAAUCUCUGGCAUCUAGUGUGGAAUCAGACCUGGGAUCAGAAGGUGACAGCAGCCAACAGACACAACAGAGGCAAAAACGCCGGCGGAAGAGAAAUAAAAGAAACUUUCUAAGGUUAUGGAGCUCAGGGAGUCAGGAUAUCCAAUCCUUAAGGCCUACUCCUGAGGAGGCCCAAGAAUGGGCUGAAUCUCUGGAAAAACUACUGCUUCAUCCAUAUGGACGGUCUGCCUUUCGCGCUUUCUUGGAGUCAGAGUUCAGUGAAGAGAACUUGGACUUUUGGUUGGCAUGUGAAGAAUAUCGGAAGCUCCGGGGUUGCGACAAACUCCAAGACUGUGCCAGAAAGAUUUAUGACCAAUACAUCACUAUCCAGGCCCCCAAAGAGGUGAACCUCGAUUCCCAGACCAGAGAUGUCACCAAUCGGAACAUUUUGCUCCCCACCCGCUCUUGCUUCGAACAGGCUCAGAGGCGUAUCUUCGGUCUGAUGGAGAAGGACUCUUACCCCAGAUUCCUCCGUUCCCUGGUUUACUUAGCCUUGGCACAACUCGACGGACACCACCAGCCCAAUGGGCCCAUGUAAACCUGCCCGUAUUUGCCCUUCAUUCUAUUUGGGGGGCUACACUCAAAGAGGAAAAACCAUAGAUAAAGAACUUCUUCACCCUGGACUUCCUUUGCUGGCCUGUUUAGAUGGUGCACAGCUAAAAACAUAGAAGAGAUGGACUGUUCUGGUUCUGUGAGGCUAACAACCUAUGCUGGAGAGAUUGUGGACUUGCCACGCACACACAAAUGUUUUUGUGGAGAAAAUAGUUCAUGGAAAGUUGAGGCUUUGCUCAUUUGGCAGGGCCAGAACAUUUUGUGGAUUGAUGCAAAAAAUAAAUAAAUAGAAUGAUAGAAUCGC